AUGCCAAGGUUGGCGCUCAUGGCCAAGAAGGUACUCGGUGCCAUUGGCAAUGCCGUUCACCAUCUGGAUAAUGUGAAGCAUGUCCUGGCUGGCCUCAGCAAGCAGCAUGCUGAAGAGCUCCAUAUAGAUCCUGAAAAUUUCAAGCUUUUUGGUGAGGUGCUGAUAAUUGUUUUGGCCAGUAAGCUGGGAUCUAAAUUCACUCCUCAAGUCCAGGCUGCCUGGGAGAAAUUCAUGAAUGUCUUGGUGGCUGCUCUGAGCCAUGGCUACUUCUAA
Staurois parvus is the source of this 273-nucleotide messenger RNA. Lineage: Eukaryota; Metazoa; Chordata; Amphibia; Anura; Ranidae. The record is from the annotation of a GenBank genome assembly.